This is a messenger RNA of Anopheles moucheti, 1497 nucleotides long. It is a transcript of the gene Cdk1, whose product is annotated as cyclin-dependent kinase 1. Gene Ontology annotation, cellular component: nucleus. The record is from RefSeq and is a predicted model, not a curated record. The transcript has 2 exons. NCBI's taxonomy places the organism in Eukaryota, Metazoa, Arthropoda, Insecta, Diptera, Culicidae. Bases 140 to 1036 code for a protein of 298 amino acids. Gene Ontology annotation, biological process: protein phosphorylation; G2/M transition of mitotic cell cycle; mitotic G2 DNA damage checkpoint signaling. Gene Ontology annotation, molecular function: ATP binding; cyclin-dependent protein serine/threonine kinase activity; RNA polymerase II CTD heptapeptide repeat kinase activity.
ACGCUCUGGUUCGUGGUCGGCAUUUAAUUGCAGUGUUUCCGUUUUGUGAUAUUUGUCCGGUAUUGUAAAACAAACAUACAUUUAGCGUAAAACCAACAGGACACGUUUCUUGUGCUGCAUUAGAAAGUCACGGCACACGAUGGAACACUUUCAGAAGAUUGAAAAGAUUGGCGAAGGUACGUACGGGGUGGUGUACAAGGGACGCAAUAAGGUCACCGGUGAGAUCGUGGCCAUGAAGAAGAUCCGGCUGGAAACGGAAGACGAGGGUAUACCAUCGACGGCGAUCAGAGAGAUCUCGUUGCUGAAAGAGCUGAAACACCGGAACGUGGUAUCGCUGUUGGAUGUGCUGAUGGAGGAGAACCGUCUGUAUUUGAUCUUCGAGUUUCUGUCGAUGGAUCUGAAGAAGUACAUGGACAGUCUGCCGCCGGAGAAGAUGAUCGAUUCGGAUCUGGUGAAGAGCUACAUGUAUCAGAUAACGGCUGCGAUGCUGUUCUGCCACAGACGGCGCGUUCUGCACCGCGAUCUGAAACCACAGAACUUGCUCAUUAACAAGGAGGGCGUGAUAAAGGUGGCCGACUUUGGGCUGGGCCGUUCGUUCGGUAUUCCGGUGCGCAACUACACACACGAGAUCGUGACGCUCUGGUACCGGGCACCGGAAGUGUUGCUCGGUUCGCCGCGCUACUCCUGCCCGGUAGAUAUAUGGUCGAUCGGUUGCAUUUUCGCGGAGAUGGCUACCCGUAAGCCACUGUUCCAGGGUGAUUCGGAGAUCGAUCAGCUGUUCCGCAUGUUCCGUAUACUGCGCACACCGACGGAGGAAAUUUGGCCCGGUGUGACCUCGCUGCCGGACUACAAGUCAACGUUCCCGUGCUGGACGCAGAACAAUCUCGCUAGUCAGGUGUCGAACCUGGAUUCGGCCGGUAUCGAUCUGCUGCAGAAGUGCCUUAUCUACGAUCCGAUACUGCGCAUUUCGGCAAAGAAAAUCCUCGAGCACAAGUACUUCGAUGGGUUCGAGCGAUGCAACAUACCAACCGAAUAAUCUCGAUCACCCUGUACCGUACAGUCUCUCUAUCACUCUUUAAGGUUUGGUAUGAUGGAGUUGAAUAUCCGUUAGUUUUUGUCGGCUUAGCAAUAUGAUGCUGGGUGGAAUCACUACUGUACAUUAUUUUAUCCGCCCCAGAGAAUGUAUUAUCUAUUUGAACUCUUCCCCCUCCGACUUGCCUCCCAAAAAGAAAUUCUGCCCGUCGUUGUCUUUUUUUUGUCCGUACAGAUACAUAGAUGUAAAUAUUCGUCUCGUGAAGGAUAGGGCUCCGCCAUGGUAUCUCAGCGUCGGCUAUUUCUUUCGUGUACGUGCGUCUCUUUCCGUGGUCUGACAUUCGACUCACUGCACCGAGAGUGCGUGUUGUGGCACACCCAAGUCUAGGAUUUAAUUGCGGUCAGCGUUUAAUGAACAAAUAAUCUAAAAUUUAUUUAAUAAAACAAUGUUCUUAGUUUCAUCGU